Molecule: messenger RNA, 882 nt
Organism: Leguminivora glycinivorella
Lineage: Eukaryota; Metazoa; Arthropoda; Insecta; Lepidoptera; Tortricidae
Exons: 3
Coding region: 49-702 (217 amino acids)
Source: RefSeq, a predicted model, not a curated record
GAGCUUUUCCACCUCAAAAGCCUAGUCACCGGACCUCCGGAGCCGAAAAUGCUGUUUGCCGUCGCCAUACUGACCCUCCUGAUAGGAGCGACCCAGGGCCGGCAAGUAACCCUCACGGAGCUGGAUAACAACCCCGGAGUCCUGCCAUUUAAACUGGGCACCGCUAAGAUUCAGAUGACUGAACAUGUGUUUUUACACUACUAUGAACUAAAUAGUAUUAAGGAUAGUAUUAGUAAUAUAGAGAACUAUAUAGGUAGUUACUUAGAUUAUAUGAAAUCUGCCGACCCCCUUUAUUUUAGAGAUACCUCAGUGACGACCACCCAGAUUUUCUUGAACGACCUCAACACCAUUUAUGGUAAAUUCAAUGCCUUGUACGCGAUUCACCCUAAGCAAAAACGCGGCCUUUUUAACGGUUUGGGUACUGUCAUAAAAAGCAUUACUGGAAAUUUGGAUCACGACGAUGCACGUCAUUAUAACCAAGCCAUACAAACAUUACAGGAAAAUCAAAAUCUAAUUGGAAAUAAAUUGAAUUCUGGAAUUAGCAUUAAUAAACAAAUGUUAGAAUCAUUCAAUAACACGUUGUUAGCUAUGAUCUCUAACGAAAAUAAAAUUCAUGUUGCCUUGAACGAAAUCAUAAUUACUAUUAUGACAUCAUUACUUGUGGUUCCUUUUAUGCAGAGAAUAGAGUCGUAUUUGCAUUGAAAUUUCCUGUAAUGUACAAGAAUACAUACACCUACUACCAUCUAUUUCCCACUCCGACUUAUAAUUCGACCAUUCUGAUCCCUCCUAAACCUUAUAUGGCAAUGAACGACGAGAAACACCAGUACAUGGAACAAGAAUGUAAACGUUUCCAAGAAACAUAUUACUGUGAAGAAACCUUUU